UAGUGUUGACUAGUGUUUUCAGUGUGGGGAAUAUUUGCUUGAAGAGUAUAUUUAUUUAAAGAUAAAUUUUAAGUGGAUAUUGGAUAGAAGUGAAUAGAAUUGACUGCCUCAACCUCUCGCGUUUGUUUAACCAAGAUUGUCGUCAAGAUAAGGGACAAUCCACAAAUACCAUUGUUGGCAAGAAGAUUUUGUUAAUCCCGCCAAUAGCUAAAACGCAAUAAGAUAUAACGUAGUCACUUAGGCUCUGCAAUUGGAAAAUGGGAGCUGCUUUGGGUCUUUGUUCGGCUGCCCAGUGCGCCCUUUGCUGCGGCGGAACUGCAGCCAGCAUGUGCUGCUCGGCCUGCCCCACCUGUAAGAACUCCUCAUCCUCCCGGUUCAUGUAUGCCUUCAUGUUGCUGGUGGGCACUGUGCUGGGAGCCAUUGCCCUAUCGCCGGGUCUACAGGAUACACUAAAGAAAUUACCCUUUUGCAUCAAUUCGACCUCAACCAUAAGCGGCAAGGCAGUUGACGCCUUAUCUCUGGGACAAUGGGAUUGCCAAUAUGCCUUGGGCUACAUGGCCGUUUAUCGUCUAUGCUUUGGUUUGGCCUGCUUCUUUACCCUAAUGGCCUUGAUAAUGAUAGGAGUGAAGUCCUCUCGUGAUCCGCGCUCUCAUAUACAAAACGCAUUUUGGCCACUGAAAUUUUUGAUUUUGUUUGGAGCUGCCAUUGGUGCAAUCUUUAUACCAGAUGGUUCCUUUGGUCCUGCCAUGAUGUGGGUGGGCUUAAUUGGUGGCUUGGCUUUCAUAUUGAUUCAAUUGGUCAUUAUUGUGGAUUUUGCCCAUAGCUUGGCGGAGAAUUGGAUCGAGGGCGCCGAAAAUAAUCGUGGCUAUUAUUAUGCUCUGGCUGGAGUCACCCUUCUAGGCUAUAUAUUGUCUCUCACUGGCAUAACCUUGCUCUACAUUUACUUUACCACAUCUACUGGUUGCGGCAUCAAUAAAUUCUUUAUUUCGUUCAAUAUGAUCCUCUGUCUGGCUAUCAGUAUCAUAUCGGUUUUGCCCGCUGUCCAGGAACGUCUGCCUCAUUCGGGUCUCUUGCAGAGUUCAUUGGUCACUUUGUAUACCGUCUAUUUGACUUGGUCGGCUGUGGCCAAUAAUCCUGAAAAGGAAUGCAAUCCGGGAAUGUUUGGCGCAAUGCAAGGCAAUCUAUCGACAACAGCAUUGAUGACAACAACAACUUUGGCUCCACCCACACCGAAUCAGCAGUCGAAAGUGACUUUUGAUACAACCAAUAUCAUUGGAUUGAUUGUUUGGUUGCUCUGCAUUCUCUACAAUUGCAUCAGUUCCGCUGUCGAAGUGUCCAAGAUCAAUAAUGAUCACAGUGAGAAACGUGUUCUAACAGAAGCUCUAUCAGACACAGAAGCGGGCCCUGAUGCGGAUGGCAAACCAUCAACCGACAAUGAAACGGAAGGCGUCUCAUACUCCUGGUCCAUGUUCCAUAUAGUAUUUGUCUGCGCCUCGCUAUAUGUCAUGAUGACCCUAACCAAUUGGUACAAACCCAAUUCCAAUAUUGAACUCUUCAAUGGCAAUGAGGCUUCGAUGUGGGUUAAAAUCAUUUCCAGCUGGCUAGGUAUCUUCAUCUAUGGAUGGAGUCUUGCUGCUCCCAUUGUAUUAACUAAUCGCGAUUUUAGUUAAGCGUAUUGCCAUUAACUCUCCAUAUACAUACAUACAUACAUACUUUAUUAUAUCUAGGAUUGGUGCUUAAAACGAAACGAUGGAAACAAAGAAUAGAUUUGCCAAAUUUGGCUAGAGCUGGACAAGAUUACUCAAGAUUCAAAAGAUUACUCAUCGUAUAUACAAUACAAUUUUGAUUCUUUAUGUUUUCGGUGUUUACUCAAGUUAUAAAAAAAAAAAACUAUCUAGGAACAAUAUCAAUAUAUAAUCUGCAAGUAUUCGAUUUAUAUAUGUAUGUAUGACUGCAAAUACCAAACAAAAACGUUGCGGAAAAACGAAAGACAAAGUCGGAUCCAGUCAGUACCUGGGAUUGAUCCCUGACAAGAGAUAUACAUAUGACGCAAACUUGUAUUAUUCUAUUAUUAAACAAAAUGUCCUUGCAUCGGAUUGAAGGCUUCUUUUCAUAUAUAAACUGAAUGCUUGUUAAUAUAUACUUAUUACAUAUAUAUAUGUACACUUAGUAAACUUUACUUUAAUCACAAA
Messenger RNA from Drosophila willistoni, 2192 nucleotides. RefSeq names its product serine incorporator 3 (gene TMS1). Gene Ontology annotation, cellular component: membrane. The coding region runs from base 258 to 1670 and encodes 470 amino acids. Lineage: Eukaryota; Metazoa; Arthropoda; Insecta; Diptera; Drosophilidae. The record is from RefSeq and is a predicted model, not a curated record. The transcript has 6 exons.